This is a messenger RNA of Colletotrichum scovillei, 300 nucleotides long. RefSeq lists its product as uncharacterized. The record is from RefSeq and is a predicted model, not a curated record. Bases 1 to 300 code for a protein of 99 amino acids. Lineage: Eukaryota; Fungi; Ascomycota; Sordariomycetes; Glomerellales; Glomerellaceae. The transcript has a single exon.
AUGAAGCCAUCAGUCGUCUUCUCAGUUCUGACCUUGGCUCUGGCCAGUCAAGCUUGUGAUACGUACAAGUACUGUCACUGCACCAACGCUGAUGGAACGCCAAAUAGCGGCGCCACGCUUACCGUAUGUGGUAACGACCCGUAUGUUUACGACAAUGGAUAUGCCGAGUGUAACCACUACGAUAACUACUUCUGGGUCGUUAAAGCCAUCAACAAUUGCGAUUUUAGAAAAGCAUGCAACAAGAAUGGCGCACCUGGAGACUCUAGUUGUAGAGCUAAGGUUGGGGUUUUCAAGGCAUAG